Messenger RNA from Salvia miltiorrhiza (redroot sage), 783 nucleotides. RefSeq names its product disease resistance protein RPP13-like. The record is from RefSeq and is a predicted model, not a curated record. The transcript has 2 exons. The coding region runs from base 364 to 783 and encodes 139 amino acids. Lineage: Eukaryota; Viridiplantae; Streptophyta; Magnoliopsida; Lamiales; Lamiaceae. Gene Ontology annotation, molecular function: ADP binding. Gene Ontology annotation, biological process: defense response to other organism.
UUGUCUGCGGAUAUUAAAGAAAUCAUCAGAUCCAUACUCGGCCACAUCGUUGACUUGAAGUCUUUUCUCGGAGACUUACCACAAAUAGUCAACAACUUGGAAUUGGAAGGCCAACUCAGGGAGGUAGCAACUCCAACAAAAGAUGUAAUCGAAUCUCUUCUGUCCGCAAAAGAUCCAUCAGAUUACAGAUCAAUCAAGCAGACCGUCGGAGUGUCGGAUUCCGAUUUCGGGCUUCAGUUGCAGCAAGUAGCAGAGAAAUUGGAGUCAUUUGUGGUAGAGACGGAGCCAAGCCCCGGGCACGACUCGGGGAUCUUCCGGCUCCGCACCUGCGCAUCAUCGAGACGUGCAGCCACAAGCAAAGAUAUGAUGCUUGGUUCUCAUGAAGAUCUAUUCUGGGUAAUGAAGCAGCUUACUUUCGGUUGUUCUUCAUCCAGACUACAAGUCCUUUCAAUUGUUGGAACUGGAGGUAUUGGGAAAACCACAUUUGCUGAAACUAUUUAUAAUAGUCCAAUUAUGGAGUGUUUUGAUAUUCGGGGUUGGGUGACUGUAUCACAAGAUUAUAGCGAAGGAAGGGUUGCUUUAGAUCUGCUAGCUUCUGUGAAAGGAAUUUCAACUUUACAGAGCAAGAUCCCCAAGGAGGACGAAAUUCGCGAAUACCUAAUGGGUGGGAGGUAUCUUAUUGUAAUGGACAACGUGUGGAGUAAGAAAGCUUGGGAUGAUGUGAGGAAGCUAUUUCCUGACAAUGAUAGGUACCAUAUAAUCAUAAUUUUAGAUUUAGCAUGA